AUGGGGGUGAAAAAAGGCUUAAGCCCAAUAGUAACUACCAAGGGAAUUCUGGAGAUAGGAGGGACAAGAAGGGGAGCUUUGGGAUGGGAAGGGAAUGGAGGCCAGUCGUCCAAGUCUUGGGGGAUUGGGAACCAAAGGAGUGAGAAGCCUCAGAGAAAGUAUUUCUGCAAGCUGUGUGGAAAAGAUCACCGAGGGAAGGACUGUGAGGGGAAACCGGUAACUUGUCGUUACUGCCAGAAGUUGGGACACCGUAAGUACGAGCGUUACAAGAAAGAGGCUGACGUUAAGUCAGGGAAGGUGAAAGAGUCUAGUGCUCCUAAUAAACCACCUCAAUCUAGUGGACCUAUACCCAAGGUUGGAACCAGUAGCGUUGUCGGAGGUGCCCUAAAGGGUCGUGUGUUAGUGAUGAGCAGCCGUGAGGCUGAAACUGCUAAUAAUGUGGUAAUAAAUGUUUUCCUUAUAAGUUCAUUGCCUGUGAAAGUUUUGUUUGAUUCAGGGGCAUCCCAUUCCUUUAUUUCUAAGAGAGUAGUUGGAAGUCUCGGGUUAGAAAGUCCUGAGUCAGUUUCUCUAUAUGUGUCUAUUCUGUUUGGGGAAGUGAGGAGUUGUUCUAAGUUGUUUAAGAGUGUACCUAUUUCCAUCUCUGGGGUAGAAUUUCUGUCGGAUUUGAUAGAGUUCGAUUUAAAGGAUCUCGAUAAGCUGGUUGAGAAGGGUUGUCUUCUGUUUUUGUGUAGUAUUCAAGAGAUUGACAGUGAAGAAAAUAAGGGUGAUGUAAGUAUACCUGUUGUAGAGGAGUUUCCUAAUGUAUUUCCAGAUGAGAUUCCUGGUAUGAACCAGUGA
Messenger RNA from Chenopodium quinoa (quinoa), 837 nucleotides. RefSeq lists its product as uncharacterized. The record is from RefSeq and is a predicted model, not a curated record. Gene Ontology annotation, molecular function: aspartic-type endopeptidase activity. NCBI's taxonomy places the organism in Eukaryota, Viridiplantae, Streptophyta, Magnoliopsida, Caryophyllales, Amaranthaceae. The transcript is spliced from 2 exons. The coding region runs from base 1 to 837 and encodes 278 amino acids. Gene Ontology annotation, biological process: proteolysis.